This is a messenger RNA of Diversispora eburnea, 1977 nucleotides long. Lineage: Eukaryota; Fungi; Glomeromycota; Glomeromycetes; Diversisporales; Diversisporaceae. The record is from the annotation of a GenBank genome assembly.
AUGAAACUAGUUAAACUUUCACUUUUGGGUUGGACUUUAUUGUAUCUUACUUCUGCUACUCAAGGAAAGCACGGACAUCAUCAUCAUAAUAAGGAAAGUAAGGUACAUGUUACUUCACCAUUCGGUCGUCUCGAAAACUUUGGUCCUGAACUUAACCAUCGACAUUAUGAAGCACCUUCAAUAGAAAAAUAUGGAACAUUUUCCGGACCUAGUUUAUUUGAUCCUAAUAAAAUUGCCACAAAUUUUAUUAAAACCAAAUUACAUCCCGAAACUGAUUUUAUCAUUAAAAAUAGUUAUAAAUCCGAACAUAACGGAGUUACUCAUAUUUACUUUAAACAGAUUGUAAAUGGAUUACCAGUUUCUAAUAGUGAUUUAAAUGUUAAUGUUGAUCGAUUCGGUAGAAUUAUAUCUUAUGGUGAUUCAUUCGCUAAUCCGAAGAAAUCUUCCUUUUCAAAAAGACCUUUACCUCGACCAUCAAAAAAUCAUGAAGAAGAAAAAUUAAUUGAUCAGAUUAACAAUAAAGAAUUCGUAGGUGGAUCACAUCAUUCACAAUUUACAUUGAAUAAACGAAAAAAUGGUAAUAAUGAUCGUCGUCAUUAUGAAUCUUACGAAUCCAAUGAUUUGAAUUAUAAUAUUAUUAAUGAUAAAAGUGAAGUAAUUUCACCCGAAAAAGCAUUACAAUCAUUUAUGCGUUUUAUUGAUAAGGAAAUAACCCAUCCGGAGAAGAUAACAUAUACUGAAUAUAAUUCACUUGAUAAUAGUGAACCAAAAAUUUUACUUUCCAAUGUACCAUUUUCACUUUCCGACGUAAAAAUGAGUCAAGCAUACAUUCAAACGGAUGAACAAUUAUUACAACUCGUUUGGGAAAUUGAAAUCGAGAUGGAAAAUAAUUGGUAUAAUGGACAUAUUAAUGCGCAUACUGGUAAAGUGAUGGCAUUAAUGGAUUGGGUAUCUGAUGCGACAUAUAAUGUAUUUCCAUUCGGAAUCAAUGAUCCAUCAGAUGGAGAUAGAAAAUUAGAAGAAAAUCCUCAUGACAUAAUUGCAUCACCUUACGGAUGGCAUUCACAGGGUAAAAAAAAUUUUACCAAUACAAUAGGUAACAAUGUUUACGCUCAUGAAAAUUUAAAAGGAAGAUAUGAAUGGGAAAAUAAUUACCGUCCUGAAGUGGCGGGAAAUUUCCAACAAGAUAAUCAUGGAAAAGGAGGCUUAGAUAAAGAUCCAGUAAUCGCGAAUGCACAAGAUGAUGGUCAACAUGGUAAAAUGCGUAUGUACGUCUGGAAUGUUAUUUCUCCUUGGCGAGAUGGUGGACCAGCCAAUAGUGGUUGUCUUGGAUGGGGAGAAUCAGGUGGUAUGGGAGAAGGAUGGGGAGAUUUCUUUGCUACUAUAUUCAGAAUGAAUUCAAGCCAUACUCGUACUAAAGAUUUUGGUAUGGGUGAUUGGGCAAAUGGUGGAGAAGGAAUAAGAAAAUAUCCGUAUUCAACUUCUUUAAAAACCAAUCCAGAAACUUUUAUUUAUUUGGAUAAACCUGGUUAUUGGGGUGUACAUGCUAAAGGAGCUGUUUGGGCAGAAAUUUUAUAUGAAGUAUACUGGAAUCUUGUUGAUAAACAUGGAUUUACCUCAGAAUGGCUUCCACCAGUUGAUAAUAAUCCAACUUCAUUUUUCAAUUGGUAUUCAAAAAGAUUUUUAGUUAAUGCCAUUAAAACACCUAAACAUGGUAAUACUCUAACUUUACAAUUAGUGGUGGAUGGUUUAAAAUUACAACCUUGUAGACCAUCAUUUAUUGAUGCUAGAAAUGCUAUAAUUCAAGCUGAUGAAAUAUUAACAAAUGGUGAUAAUCGUUGUGAGAUUUGGAAAGGUUUUGCUAAAAGGGGUUUAGGUGUAAAAGCUAAAGUUAUUACUGUCGUAAUUGUUUUAACAGCAAUAGUAGUGAUAGUCGUGGUAUUAGUGGAAGAAGGUGGUGAUGAUGGUUCAGAUUGA